AUGUUUUUACAUUUUAAAGGCCUAGGUCCACGCUGGGCAUGUCCAUACAACUCCGGUACCAAAAGCACAGAACGAAUUAUCGCAGAAUUGCAAGGCAAGACAAAUGAAUUACAAUCCCUGGACUCUCAACCAACAUUUGGGGACAUGCUCGAUAGAAGCACGAAAGUACAGUUCAAUAUCAAUGCGAAACACCGCCUCUCCACAGCUGGUGCAAAGGUAUCCUCUUCCCACAAACGAAAACGGCUUGCGUUCGCCUUCAGAUCCAGCAAAGGACAAGAGAGCUACGAAUACCCUGAAAGGUAUUCGGAAUUCAAGGCAGCGCAAAUCCAAGCUCACAGAAGAGGAGUCAACAAAGCGUGGGCUCUCUUUUCGAAGUACAUGCCACAGCAAUGCAUUGGUCUUUUGAAAGAGAAUGACUGCUGGGAGAAACCCUAUGUAUAUAAGAAACCAGAAGGGUGUUUGGUGGUUGACAGUCCGCCAGGAAAAGAUCACAAUCUCCUUCAAAAGUCGUUUGCGGUGAUAAAUGAAAAUAUUGAUUCAAAAUGCAACGACGACGAACGAGAAGCAGAUAUUAACAUCCCUGAGGAAAGUCAGUACGAAGGACAGUUGCAUGCCAAUGAAGACAUGACCAUCAAGCCUGGCUCCGUGACACCCGAGGAUCAUGGGGAUGAUAACAGCGGUGGAAAAAGGUGGAAGGUCAGUAAGAUAGUUGACGGCAAGGAAACUUACAUCCACAUCAAGCAGGCCUUAAAACUUCUUCUACCCCGCGAGUACGUAUCUCGUUGUCGUCAGAAGAGACACUGGGCAUCACAGUACCUCCCAGGAAAGGAGCCCUUGAAUCCAAAACAUGAUAUAAUAAAGUACUGCAAUGUUGCUUUAAAGGUCACCCUCAAUGGCACACCAGUAUACGACAUCGGGCGAGUAGAGGUCAUUGAAUCGACAAAGGAUGGAUCGGAUGUUGUAAGCUUUGAAAAGAAAGGGAAGCAGUCGGUGCGAGUACGUUGCUCCUUAUACACGGAGGACGAAAAUGAUGUUUAUUUCUUUUCUAAUGAUGUGAUUCUUACAAAAUGGAAACCACCUUCGGCUAUCAUUGGGGCAGUAGAUUUGCAGCCUGUCACAGAUAGUCCCGGAAAGUACAGGCUUCAGUCGGAGUGUAAAGCUCAUUUAAAAGAACUAGGAUUCUCGCCAAGGAAUGCCAAACGUGACAACGACACCAAAUCAUCUUCAAAUCAAACUGAAGAUAAUGAAGGGGCCACGGAGAAAGACGACUACUACGAAGUAGACGAAAUCGUAAGUCGGCGUCUCUCCAAGGACACCCUCGCAUAUGAGUACAAAGUAAGGUUCAAGGGCUAUGGGGAAGAAGACGACAUGUGGUUGCCAUCAUCUUUUUUUAACCGACCGAUAACCUUCCAGUCAACAUCCAAGUUUGGUAGGAAGAGGAAACAUAAGCUAGAUCCCGAUAUGGACCAAGAAACACACAAUAAAAGAAAGAAACGUCAAAGCUCUUCUUUCGAAAAGGCCACUGCAAAACCCUCUAGAAUGUCCAAGAAAAUUACUAAGAACAGCAAAGACAAAGGAAAAUCCUUUCGUUCAAGCUUGAAAACCCUUACAGCCGAAGAACAAAGCAACAAUGAGAAAGCAAACGACGGUAACACACAAUCAAGUGGGCGAAAUCAAAUCCCUAGAUCGAAUGUUCGAAGUUCUAAUGAGGUUGCAACAGGGAACGAAACAAGACGCAAUGUCAUCAAGGAGGAGGGUUCCUUCACGCAUGGGAUAGAAUCCUCAAAUGUGUCAUAUGAUACCACAAGUGCGGUGAAAUCCCGUACCGCAAAGCUUUGUGAGAUUGUUCACGUCGACCAGCUUUCCUCAGAUGAAGAGUCAGGAACCGUGAUGGGCAUACUGAGAGACGUUGCUCGGCGUGAUGACAACUUUUGCAAUUCAAGGAGGACCCUUGGCUAUGCAACCUUUCCCGAUGUAGAUGCAACGUUGCAGAGUUAUCUGUGCUCCUCUGGUGAGCAUGCCCGUGGAGUUAGCAUAACAGAUGCCCUGAGAGUAACAAGACUACCGCCAUAUUCUUUAAUCGAAGACGCAGAGAAGGAUAUUAAGGAAGAAGCAAGUUCCCAGAUUCUUGUUCAAUUUCCUUCCUACGGAACCUUCAACAAAAGGGGCAUCAAUAUCUUGAAGAGAUUUCAUCGACUGCGACAACUUCGUGGCGAAGUCCAAUUUGAAGAGAAAUGGCUGAAAAAUGUUUUUUCAAAUAUGAAAAACUGUAUGAGAGAUGAUGUGACUCACGCCCUUCUAGACAGAGUGAACGAAGAGGAAAAAUACCUGGUGUCCUAUAAAAACUAUAGGAUAACGUCUCAGGAACUUUCAGUCAUGUGUGGGGAGAGGUAUCUUUCUGACGAAAUCAUCAAUCUACUGAUUCAAAGAUACUGUGACUUAGCAAACGAGAAGAAUCAGUCUUGUACUUUCAUCCUUUUGCCAUCCUUCCUUUCCGUUGGAGAAGUGUCAGGAAAUUUGAUUAGGAACAUUUGUACCGUUGAAGACAUGAAUGAAGUAGAGGUAAUGUUCCUUCCUGUCCACAUGGCUGAAUUGUGUCACUGGGGACUUGUCAUAUUUUCAGUGGGUGAGCAAUCAGUGUUCUUCGACGACGGAUAUCAUUGUCAAAUAUCACGAGAUCUUCGAUACAGAACAAACAUUAUUCUCUCUACGAUUCACGAAAACACCGAGUUAGUUAAAUUUAAACAGUGCGAUUGGAAAGAAAUUCAGCGAUUCAAGGUCCCAAUGCCAGACCAACCUAAAGCUGGCUCCGGCAGUUGUGGUGUGGCCGUUAUAUGUGCCGUACGUGACAUUUGCUCUGGAAAUGACGACCACUUCACUUGGACAUAUCAAGAUACAUCAUACCUGCGCGCCCAGUUAAUGGUUGAGCUCGUUAAUCUCGCAUAA
Messenger RNA from Porites lobata, 2946 nucleotides. Lineage: Eukaryota; Metazoa; Cnidaria; Anthozoa; Scleractinia; Poritidae. The record is from the annotation of a GenBank genome assembly.